UUGUAAAACCUGGUGGUGGCGACAGAAGGAGGAGUCCUCUGGCCGACGGGCCUUAAAAGAGGCGUGAGGGUCAAGAGGCUCAUUUCCCGAUCGGUUGUUGACUGUGAAGGACGCUGUUGGAUUAAGGAGAGACUUUUGGAACAUCGUCCACUAUGAAGCUGUUACAGGAAUCUUCGGAUGCAACAAACGACAGAAAGUUCAUAAAAUCCCAGGUGGAGAAACGUAGGAGGGAGAGAAUGAACCGAAGUCUGGAGAGUCUGAGGACCAUGUUGCUGCAGGAGCCACAACAGGGUGGGUCUCAGCACAGAGUGGAGAAAGCUGAGAUACUGGAGCACGCCGUCCUCUUCCUCCAGAACACCGCCAAAGGCGACGAGACACGAGCUGGAGGUGGAGGCCAGAAACAAUCCUUCCAGGAGGGUUUCUCCAGCUGCCUGCAGAAAGCGACUCAGUUCCUGGGACCGGAGGGGAAAGGCGUGUGGCUCGGACUGGCGCUGGACGCGUCGUUCUCUGCCCGUUUCGCGCGCUCAGACUCUGACUCUGCGGGCGUCCGAAGCAGAACCCCCAGCUCUCUGCCGCACACUCAGUCCAUCCUCCGGAUGCUGAAGCAGAAGUCAGAGCACAGGCUGCACACGCGGGCCGUCGGGGUGAGCGGUUCGGCUCAUCCGUAUCGACGUCCGGUCCAGCAGAGCUCCUCCAGGGCUCCCCAGCAGCCUCACAGACAAAGUCAGCUUGAGAUCAGGGCCGAGAGGCGGGCGACCAAGCGGAGCUCGUCCCAGAGCUGCCCUGUUAGCCAGACUUUGUGGAGGCCCUGGCCCUGAUCACCAGGCAGUGACUUCAGAACUAUAAAUGACUAACAACUCACUCAUAUUCACUGGUGCCGUCAAUAUAUCGUUCCCGAAGAAUAUUUGCAAUAUUUGUAGUCUUGUAAGCCUGUAAAUAAUGUAAAAAUCUCUUUUUGUACUCGUGCUGUAUGUGUGAUAGGGUUUACUCUCUACUCUUAUUUAAUGCUUGUGAAUGAGCUCAGUCAGCGGGGCAGCCGCCUUAACCCGCCCACAGGCACAGGGACUCCCCCAGACUGAUCGUCCCAGCUGGGUUUGCUGCUGUGCUUGAAGAGCACGUGAAGAGGUGAGUACCACGGAGUCCAUGUGAUUCUCCUGCUCAGACCUUCCGCUGCAUGUGCCGUCGUGAUGCCAGAGUGUGAUUCUGAAGUGGAUAAUGAUCGAGUGUCCGUCCGUCACAUUUCCAGGUGUUGGGACCUCAGGCUCUGAGGCCGGGAGAGCCCCACACAGCCCCUCACCAACAACCCCGUGUGCCUUGAUGUCCGCUGGGACGUGUGACAUCUGUGGCUCUGUGUACCAUACAUUACAUGUAUUCUCUCUGUAUCUUGUCUAUUUUGCACAUUAAUUUAUUUUGAUGUCUCCCUAUGGUGAGAAGUAUUCUUUUUUAUAACAAAAAAUAAAAAAACAUUUCUUAAAAUGAAAAAAAAAACUGUGAAGUGAUUCUUUUAAAAUCGGAAGCAAACUGGAGGCUUCAGUGACAGCUCAGUUUACAGUCUGGGGAGGAAUGGAGGGAGG
Molecule: messenger RNA, 1574 nt
Organism: Mugil cephalus (flathead mullet)
Lineage: Eukaryota; Metazoa; Chordata; Actinopteri; Mugiliformes; Mugilidae
Exons: 3
Coding region: 153-818 (221 amino acids)
Biological process (GO): regulation of transcription by RNA polymerase II; regulation of neurogenesis; anterior/posterior pattern specification
Cellular component (GO): nucleus
Molecular function (GO): protein dimerization activity; DNA-binding transcription factor activity, RNA polymerase II-specific; RNA polymerase II cis-regulatory region sequence-specific DNA binding
Source: RefSeq, a predicted model, not a curated record